Molecule: messenger RNA, 3127 nt
Organism: Mytilus trossulus (common blue mussel)
Lineage: Eukaryota; Metazoa; Mollusca; Bivalvia; Mytilida; Mytilidae
Product: serrate RNA effector molecule homolog
Exons: 3
Coding region: 169-1302 (377 amino acids)
Source: RefSeq, a predicted model, not a curated record
UUUAAUGACAGUUACAGUAUGCUUCGCUGGUUUUUUGUCGGAGAUAUUUAAAUUUUACAUUCAAUAAAUAUACUUUAAACUAUUACACGAAACAUGGCUGACAUAACGUAUAUUGUUGACAUUUAUCGGUAACCAGUAACAUCAGACAUAAUUAUAAAUUUGAAAACAAUGUCAACAGAAGAUGAAAAAAAGAAGUAUUGGUGUGAUCAAAUCAAAUCUAUGAUUGGACCCUGUAUGAUAACAUUUGCCAUACCAAUGAUGAUACCGGGCUUUACAAUUACAUUUGUAGCUUUCGCAGAAGACAAUGCGUUCCCGAAAUACGGUGCUCUACAUGUUGUUGGAAUUAUAAUCUUGGGAAUAGCAUUUAUUUUGCUUUUAUUUGGUUGUUUACUAAGGUUUCAUUGGAAACCGUUUAUUUCUCCUGACUUAGAAAUGCAUUUAUCACCGAUGGGUUCAGCUCGCCGCUUACAUUCGGACAGAAGUAGGUCUGGGAGUUUAAAAGGUGAAAGGGUGAAAGAAACUCAAAGUGAAAAUAAUUCAAAAUCCAGACAUACUGGUUUAGCCACAGCACGAGAUAGGAUGGACAAUAUUCCUCAUGUCGUCCCCAAAACAGAAGUUAAACUCGAAUCAGAGACGGAUGGUACGGCCAGCGAAUCUGAACUGAGAAGAUCGUUGACAGGAAGUAUUGAGCGAAAGUUUGAUAUGAUUUCGUCCCCUAGGAGUCGUAACCUCAGGCCAGUUAACUCUGACUCAUUCGAUGAAGAUUCAAACGACGCAAGCAUAAAUCACUAUGAAGUGGAGAAAUCUUAUGAAGCUCUGCAAGAGUUUAGGAGGAAGAAAAAACGAGGCAAGAAAAGAAACCAGAAAGAAAAACUAUCAGAUAACGAAACAGUGACAAGUAAAACAUUGGUUUCUGAAUCUCUAUUCGAGAUUGAUCAGCACACAAAAUCCGCCCAAAAUUCGGAAUGUGAAAGUACCAAAAAAACGGAAAGAAACAAACAUAGUGAAAAAAUAGAAACAGAGAACAGUAGUCCAGUGGAAAUAGAAAAACACAGUGUUAACAGUACCGCCGAGAAGAAGACUAAACGCAGAAAGAAAAAGAAAAAAGUUUUAAACUCUUUACGAAAUGAACAAGAAAGACCCGGAAAUAAGAAUUCGCAGAUAAUGUCAUCCAUGUAUGAAUCUAGUGCAAAUGCAUCACAUUUACAUAAUAGUCAAAAUGAAGAACCAGAUUCUGACCAAUCAAAUAUCAGUAUUGGUUCUGUAGAUUCUGUAUUAGCACAAUACACAUCACGAUCUUAAAAGUCAGAAAGAUAUUCCAUAGUUAGUAUGCCAUUCUGACCAAUCAAAUAUCAGUAUUGGUUCUGUAGAUUCUGUAUUAGCACAAUACACAUCACGAUCUUCGAAAAGUCAGAAAGAUAUUCCAUAGUUAGUAUGCCAUUCUGACCAAUCAAAUAUCAGUAUUGGUUCUGUAGAUUCUGUAUUAGCACAAUACACAUCACGAUCUUCGAAAAGUCAGAAAGAUAUUCCAUAGUUAGUAUGCCAUUCUGACCAAUCAAAUAUCAGUAUUGGUUCUGUAGAUUCUGUAUUAGCACAAUACACAUCACGAUCUUCGAAAAGUCAGAAAGAUAUUCCAUAGUUAGUAUGCCAUUCUGACCAAUCAAAUAUCAGUAUUGGUUCUGUAGAUUCUGUAUUAGCACAAUACACAUCACGAUCUUCGAAAAGUCAGAAAGAUAUUCCAUAGAAAGCUUUUAUGUCAUUACAAUAUGAUUCACAUGAUCACUCUGUGAAAAGUAAAAUAACAAUUAAAAGUCUCUAAUCAAAUGGCAAAAUGGCAAAAUGGCAAAAUCAAAAUCUCAAGUACAUCAAACGAAUGGACAACGACUGUCAUAUUUCUGACUUGGUACAGGUGUUUUCUUAUGUAGAAAUUGGUGGAUUAACCCUGACAGAUAUUGUCAUUAUCAUAAAGUGUAUUGUCGACGGGCUCCUGCUAACAAAAAUUGCUCCUAUAACAUUUUUUUACCAAUAAUGCUAGAAUAUAUGUUCUUGUUUGAACAAAUAUUCUAUGUACUUAUAUGUCUUCCAGCAGAAAUAAUAUCUAAAAAUAUUUCUUUAAUUUGGAACUAAUAAUAUAAAUGAACUUCAAUUCCAUGAUAAUAUGCCAAUGUUUUAUUAUUAAUGGUUGUAUGGUGCGCUUUAAGGUUCACAUAAAUAAAUUGUGUCUACGCUGUAACUAUAAAGCUUGAGCUAUAAAAUAUCUAUUUUAGAUUAUUUCUAUACAUGUAUAGAGUUACCUUUUGUUUCAUUCAAUAGUUAUUUUUAAAUUACUGGUAGCCCGAUAUAUCCAUUUGAAACAAUUCAUUUGGAAUUGAUCUCUUAAUUUUUUUUAGGCAUAUAAUGAAAACCCUUACACAGCAACUUUAAAAAAAAACAGAAGUGCAAUUUAAACUCAAAAAUACAUCAAGUCAGUCGAGCCGGAGUCAUUUAUUUUGAUUACAAAUACAACACAAUUUUUUGAGAGAAAUAUAUCUAUGAAAAAUGGACAGAAAUACCUAAUUUUUCUUUAGUUUUGUCAUAGAAAAUAUAAUGGAUAUCGCUGUGAUACAAAAUGGUAUUCAAUAACUUAUUCGAAUUUUACAGAAAUCCUUUUUACUGAUCAUAUUUUAUAACUUUAAAAAAAGUUAUGCUUCCUUGUUAUUUACAACUACGCACAUACUAAUUCAAUUUAAUGGGUACUUAAGAUUCACGAUUUAUAGGAAUGUUGUUAACCUGUAAGAAUUUGAUUUUUAAUACAACACAAAUUCUCAUUAUUAAAAAAGCACAGGGUUCAAAUACUAAAUUCAAAGUCUGGUUUAAUACCAUUUACUGUCUAUUUACAGCUUCAAAUAUUGGUUGUUUAUAUUACGGAAAAGACCGUCCUUUUGUGUCAUUUUAACACACUAGACACACUUUCUUGCAUUGUUUAUCAAUAUGAGAAUGUCUUGUUCUCAAUGUUUUUUACUUCACUUUUCACAUUUUCAGAAUACCUACCAGAAAAGUGGUUUUUGUUUAAAUCCAAAGGAAAUACAAGUCUUUCAUUUUUAGCACGACUGUGAUAUAUUUGUUUUUAUUAAAGUAAUUAAUUGUA